This is a messenger RNA of Polyodon spathula (Mississippi paddlefish), 700 nucleotides long. RefSeq names its product nucleoside diphosphate kinase A 2-like. Bases 114 to 575 code for a protein of 153 amino acids. Gene Ontology annotation, biological process: GTP biosynthetic process; CTP biosynthetic process; UTP biosynthetic process. The record is from RefSeq and is a predicted model, not a curated record. NCBI's taxonomy places the organism in Eukaryota, Metazoa, Chordata, Actinopteri, Acipenseriformes, Polyodontidae. The transcript has 5 exons. Gene Ontology annotation, molecular function: nucleoside diphosphate kinase activity.
AUAUUUAAAGCUGAACUGUGCUGUGUAAAGUUCCUGUUGGUUGAUCGUCUGGACGUCUCACUUUCAGCUGUUUCUCUGGUAGUCUUGAAAAAACUCUGUUUAACAGAAGCACAAUGGCCGGAAACCAAGAACGUACCUUCAUUGCAAUCAAACCAGAUGGCGUUCAGAGGGGACUAAUGGGUGAAAUCAUCAAACGUUUUGAGCAGAAAGGAUUCAGACUGGUUGCAAUGAAGUUCCAGCAAGCUUCAGAAGAACUGUUGAAACAGCACUACAUUGACCUGAAAGACCGACCAUUUUACAGUGGCCUUGUGAAAUACAUGGGAUCUGGACCAGUUCUGGCUAUGGUUUGGGAAGGUCUUAAUGUGGUGAAGACUGGCAGAGUAAUGCUGGGUGAGACCAAUCCAGCAGACUCCAAGCCUGGCACCAUCCGUGGUGACUUCUGCAUCCAGGUUGGCAGAAACAUAAUUCACGGCAGUGAUGCUGUGGCCAGUGCUGAGAAGGAGAUUAAGCUGUGGUUCAAACCUGAGGAGCUGGUGGACUACAAGAGCUGCGCUGAGAGCUGGAUCUACGAGUAAACUGUCCUGGCCCUUCUGGUUGUCCUGCCAUUAUGGUGAAUGUAGUAGACCUGGAAGGAAUAUUUUUCUAUUGUCAGUUUCCUGAAAGCAGAGCACUUACUAAUAAAUUCAAGACUGUUGAACAA